UAUCAAAGAAGAAUUAUUAUCAGGAAGAAAGAUAGCAAAACAAGCAUUGAAAUUUAAGCUCAAACCGAUGACAAAAACUAUGUCCUCAUCAGUGAGUACUGAAUAUGCCAUUCAUCAUUGUCUAACAAAACCAGAGUUUAAAACAUUCUGCUAUACUUGGACUAUUGCUAAUUUUUGGGAAAUUUAUGAAUGUAACACUGCAUUAUAUUCUAGUAAAGCCGAAAAUUAUUGUAGUUUUUAUCUAACUAUUGCACAGAAUGAUUUGAAAUUUUAUGCUAAAGAUAUACCAAAGAAAAAGUUUAAAGCUUCCUAUUUUGUUUGUUUGAAGACUAAUGAAAAAGAUAUUAUGUUGGCAUCAAAAUCGACACAUGAAAUAUCUGAUAACGAGCUGUUGUGUGAACUAUCUAUUUCCAGGAAUUCAACAUUUUUAUCUGAUGGGACAUUAACAAUAUACUUUAGAUUUCAUAUAUUUGUUGAUUUGUAUAACCAUUAUAUGAAUCGUUUAAUUUCAUUUACGCAAUUUGCUCUGCCAUCCCAAUUUGAGAAAACAAAUAGCGUUGUUCCUAAUGAAAAAUUUAACUCACUUGUUACAUUUGUAAUAAACGAAGAAUGUCUUCAAAUGAAUAAAGAUUUACUAUGUUCACGUAGUACAGUCUUUGAAGCUGAUUUAAAAGAAAGUGAAGACAAUAAAAUAGAAAUAUCUGAUACAAGCUACAAUAUUGUAAAAGAAUUAUUAUCCUUCUUACAAAGUGGUUGUUUAUCUCAAAAUAUAAAGACAGAUGCAGAAGCACUAUGUGAACUUUUUAUAACAGCUGAAAAAUAUGAUAUAAAAGAUCUUAAAUUAGUAUGUGAAGAACUUUUAAUUAUAAAUACAACAAUAAAGAAUGUUAUAGAACAUUUAAGAAUAGCAUAUUUAAAUGGUGGACAAAUUUUGGAACAAUAUGCCAUAGAGUUUAUCAAAUUACAUUUUAAAGAUAUUGAAGAUAAUGCAGAAUUUAAAACUUUAGUGCAAAAAUAUCCUAAAUUAUUGAUUCAAAUAGGAAAUGUUCAUUUAUUGAGAAGUGACGCAAUAAGAUACCCAGGCCAAGAACGCACUGCCUGUACAGAAGAUCUAAAUUAUAUGUCUGACCGCGCAUACAACUAUAGACGAUAAGAUAUACGGAAAUACAAGAGGUACGGACUGGGAAUAUAAUUGACAAUCUAAAGUUCAUGUAACGUAUAUUAUAGAUUAUUAGUACCGGCAGUGAAUUUUGGAACAUUAAUUUAAUGUCUCAUAUGCAUGGAAUUUCUAAAAAAUUGGAUAUGUAAUUUCUAUUUUAUUCGUUCAAAGUUUGCAUUUAUAUUGUACUCAAAAUAAGCUUUCUUAAUUAAUGGUAUAAUAUUUCUAUAUAUAUAUAUACGGUGUUCCGAAAUUUGAGGAUAAUAAGAUCGCAUAAAAAUUUAUAAAGAAUUAAAUAAUAAAAGCGCCAUUCUUUUUAAGAAAUAAUUUUUGAGAUAUUGAGGUUUAAAAUUUCCCAAUCAUAAGCUAAAUUUAGAUAAUCACCUACUAGUAAGUCGCGUGUACACUAAUUUAGUUAUGCAUGUAGAUGCAUGUACAUACAAUUUACAAACAGGCGACUAAACAUAGCCUACUGUGAGUGUGAUCAGCUUUAAAUUCUUAUAUCUCAAAAACUAUUUUUUGGAUAUAAUAUUAAAAUAUAUAUUUUUAUAGAUCUAUAUAUAUAAAAGCUGUUUUCAAUUUUGCUUUAGAAACAUAGCAUAAGUAAAUGUAAAAAAAUGUUAAUUUUGUUAUAUACAUAAUAGCACUCUUUAUUAUUAUUUUACAUUAAAUAUAUCUUAUUUUAGUUUUAUAAGUUAUCUUGAUGUAUUUUUUGUAAGUAUUAAUAACUUUUGUUUAAAAAAUUAUUAAUCAUCAAAUAUAAUACAAAAUAGAGAUUAAAUAUAUUUCUUUUGUUCAGUUUAUUUAUUGUAUGUUGUGAUUAUUUUAAAUAUAUGUCAUUCUUAAAUUAGCACAUAAUUGAUCCAGAUUUUUAUUGUUCCAAAUUAUGAUGAACGAAUAUCCUCAGGCAAAUGCUCCCUUGACUUUUAAAGGAGUACAUAUGGCACUUUUCUCCAAAUUGCAAAUUAAAUAUAAAAAUAUUUUUUUGCUAUAAAAUAAUAAAUUGGAAUAAAUGUAAAUAAAGCAAAGGUUACUGUAACUCCUAGAAGUAUUAAUCUGAGACAUUUUAUAAUUUUGUAAAGUAAAAAAAAUAUGUUUAUAACGAAAAAAUUAACUUUGCUAUAUUUUUUGGUAAUAUGUAAUGAAUUUAGCAGUUACUUUUAUCGUUAUUUUUUUGAACCUAUUUAGUAUAAUUUUUAUGCAAAAAAAAACAUUGAUCAAGAAUGUUGAAAUGGAGCAUUGCAUAAAAUUUGAUGGAAGCUUCUUUUAGUAUCUCGUUUCUUUUUUCUUUAUAAGGAGGAUUAAAAAUGGUUAAAAUUAGAAAUGUGAAAAAGGCAAUUUUAACUUUCAAAGAAAAUUAACAAUAAGGGAACCUUUCCUUUUUCAUUUGUAUAUUUACACUUCUUAAAAUCUUAAAAUCG
Messenger RNA from Formica exsecta, 2580 nucleotides. RefSeq names its product speckle-type POZ protein A-like. Lineage: Eukaryota; Metazoa; Arthropoda; Insecta; Hymenoptera; Formicidae. Bases 68 to 1153 code for a protein of 361 amino acids. Gene Ontology annotation, cellular component: cytoplasm. The record is from RefSeq and is a predicted model, not a curated record. The transcript is spliced from 2 exons. Gene Ontology annotation, biological process: regulation of proteolysis; proteasome-mediated ubiquitin-dependent protein catabolic process. Gene Ontology annotation, molecular function: ubiquitin protein ligase binding.